Thunnus maccoyii (southern bluefin tuna) is the source of this 5304-nucleotide messenger RNA. RefSeq names its product sema domain, immunoglobulin domain (Ig), short basic domain, secreted, (semaphorin) 3Ab (gene sema3ab). Gene Ontology annotation, biological process: negative regulation of axon extension involved in axon guidance; negative chemotaxis; positive regulation of neuron migration. The record is from RefSeq and is a predicted model, not a curated record. Lineage: Eukaryota; Metazoa; Chordata; Actinopteri; Scombriformes; Scombridae. The transcript has 17 exons. The coding region runs from base 691 to 3114 and encodes 807 amino acids. Gene Ontology annotation, molecular function: semaphorin receptor binding; neuropilin binding; chemorepellent activity.
ACAGGGCAGAGCUGCGCUGAGUGGGGCUGAACUAGUCCAGAGGAGUGUUAAGUAGAGAGAAAGGCAGAUAGAAAAACAGAUUGAAGGGGGGAGAGAGAGAGUCAGCACAGAUUGUGCUUAGCAAGCAGACUGGAUUAACAGCUGAAACAAACUGGACCUGUUUUUCUUUCUUUAGCUGAAGGUAGAGACUCAACGAUAACGUGGAUGGCUGUUUAGACAGAGCUGCAUGCUGGUUAGGUACCAGGACAGGAAACUAUGGCAGUCAUACCCAGACCUUGCCACUCUUCCUAGCAUUCAGCAUGCUGGUGCUCCUCUUGUAUUAGUGCUUAGUUUGGUUAAGUUUACCUUGGACCUUGGACUUGCUGCUGUUGGAGGCUGUCUUGCAGUGACAUUGACCCAUAACCCCCAACUCUUUUUGCAGGUUCUGCCUCCCCUGGAGUUGGACUCUAAUUUUGGCUUUUUGACCCCUGGAACAGGAACGGGUUUUUGAUCUGGCAGGGGACAUGACCUGCUGAGAACCAGUCUGGACUGACCCACCAGCGUUUACUCAUAAUCACGGGACAACAGGAACUUUUCUUCCAACAGUAUUAUCCUCUGCAACACUAAAUCUGAGCUGACAUUUAGUGUCUUUAGGAUUGCGCUGGAGGCGUGUAUUUAAAGGACCUCUCUGGCUUUUCUUGCCCCAGGACCAUGGGCUCUCUCUGGGGCAGUGUUGUGCUACUGUGUGGGGUGGUUCUGCUCAGGACAGGGGGCGGUGGAGCCCAACAGACCAAGAACAAUGUUCCCCGGCUAAAACUUUCAUAUAAAGAUAUGUUGGAGUCUAACAACCUUGUGACAUUUGAAGGCCUGGCCAACAGUUCGGCUUACCACACCUUCCUGUUGGACGAGGAGAAAGGGAGACUUGUGGUGGGAGCCAAAGACCACAUCUUCUCCUUUAACCUCCUCAACAUCAGCAAAGACUAUGCACAGAUCCCUUGGCCAGCUUCUCCCGCCAGAAGAGAUGAAUGCAAGUGGGCAGGAAAAGAUCUCUCAAGGGAGUGCUCAAAUUUCAUCAAGGUGUUGCAGCCGUUCAACCAGACCCAUUUCUAUGUGUGUGGGACAGGAGCCUUCCACCCUGUGUGUUCCUACCUGGAGGUGGGAAAGAAACCAGAGGACAGCGUGUUCAGACUGGAGUCUCACAUAGAAAAUGGGCGAGGGAAGAGUCCCUAUGAUCCAAAGCUGCUCACUGCAUCCAUGCUAAUUGAUGGGGAACUAUACGCUGGAACAUCAGCUGACUUCAUGGGGCGGGACUUUGCCAUCUUCCGCACGCUUGGCAUGCAUCACCCAAUCAGGACGGAGCAGCAUGAUUCCCGUUGGCUCAAUGAUCCCAGGUUUGUGGGCGUUCAUCUGAUUCCAGAGAGUGACAACCCAGAAGAUGAUAAAAUCUACCUGUUCUUCAGAGAGAACGCUAUGGAUGGAGAGCAUGCUGGGAAAGCCACACAUGCUCGCAUUGGCCAGCUCUGCAAAAAUGACCUGGGAGGUCACAGGAGUCUGGUAAAUAAGUGGACCACCUUCUUGAAGGCUCGACUUAUUUGCUCUGUGCCUGGCAGUAAUGGAAUAGACACGCACUUUGAUGAACUACAGGAUGUUUUUCUCAUGAGCACAAAGGAUCCCAAGAGCCCAAUCAUCUAUGCAGUAUUUACCACUUCCAGCAACAUCUUUAAAGGUUCAGCUGUGUGUAUGUACAGCAUGACAGACAUUAGGAGAGUAUUUCUGGGUCCUUACGCUCAUAGAGAUGGACCCAAUUAUCAAUGGGUGCCCUUCCAGGGACGCGUUCCCUACCCACGACCUGGCACAUGCCCUAGCAAGACAUUUGGAGGAUUUGAUACAACCAAGGACCUUCCUGAUGAAGUCGUAACCUUUGCCAGAAGCCAUCCGGCCAUGUUUAAUCCUAUCUACCCAAUUAACCAUCGACCGAUCAUAGUCAAAACAGAUGUAGACUAUCAGUUCACCCAGAUAGUGGUAGAUAAAGUAGAAGCAGAAGAUGGACAGUAUGACGUCAUGUUCAUAGGCACAGAUAUGGGGACAAUUCUGAAAGUCGUGUCCAUCCCCAGAGGCUCCUGGCAUGACCUGGAGGAAGUCUUACUGGAGGAAAUGACUGUCUUCAGAGAGCCAACAGCCAUUAAAGCAAUGGAACUUUCAACAAAACAGCAACAACUGUACCUGGGCUCAGACAUUGGCGUGUCCCAGAUGCCUUUGCACCGGUGUGAGGUUUAUGGGAAAGCCUGCGCUGAAUGCUGCCUGGCCAGGGACCCUUACUGUGCGUGGGAUGGCACUGAAUGCUCCAGAUACUUCCCUAUGGCUAAGAGGAGAACAAGGAGACAAGAUAUCAGGAAUGGAGACCCACUCACACAGUGUUCAGAUCUGCAACACCAUGAUGAACUAACUGGGCAGACAACUCUCCUGGAUAAAACUGUGUAUGGUGUGGAGAACAGCAGCACUUUCCUUGAAUGCAGCCCGAAGUCCCAGAGAGCCCUGACAUAUUGGCAGUAUCAGCACUCCACUGAAGACCGCAAACAAGAGAUCAAAUCAGAGGAACGUUUCAUCCGCACAGACCAGGGCCUGCUGAUUCGCACACUUAACAAGAAGGAUUCUGGCAUCUAUCUGUGCCAGGCGGUGGAGCACGGCUUCAUGCAGUCGCUUUUGAAGGUGACCUUAGAAGUCAUUGACACUGAACGCCUGGAGGAUCUGCUACAUCGUGAUGAAGAGGCGGCUGCCAGUGCCCCCGUCCAGGACCUUACUACACCUCGAGAAACUCCCAAUCAAAAGCUGUGGUACAGAGACUUCCUGUCUUUGGUCAACCACCCGACUCUGAACAGUGUGGAUGAGUUCUGUGAGCAGGUUUGGAAGAGGGAGAGGAAGCACAGGAGGCAGAAAGCUCACCUGGUGCAGCAAGUACAAAUACACCAGCAGCAACAGCAGCAGCAGCAACAGCAGCAGCAGAAGGUUGUGGUGAGCCCUCACAGCCACAUGCAUGCUCAAGGGCUGGCAGCCAAGUGGAAACACCUGCAAGAGAGGCAGAAGGGACGCAACCGCAGGACCCACGAACUGGAGAGGGCCCCCCGCAGUGUCUGACUUAUAGACCUUGACUUUAUCGCCAAACCUGAAACCGUACCCAGUUCUUAUUCUGUAACCCUGAUUAACUUACCCAGUUUUUUCCUUCAUACUGAGUUACAGACUUCUUCCACAGUGACUGGAUAGAAAAGUAAAAGUGUAAUACUUCCCUGAUCUGCCGGCUGGUGCGUUCUGUGCGUGGGCAGCCAUGUUUACAGUACACCAGUAAAGAGGACUGCAGGAAACAGGAUGUUGUAUCACACCAGACCAUUGGAGCAUAUUAUCUCAGCUGGCCUCUGUGGCCUGAACACCGCAGAGGGACAGUGUCAACCAGCACAAGAACUGAAUAUAUAAACCCACCCUAUAGACCUGACUGACUCCAUGUUGAAAUGGCUGUGUCAAUGGCAUUGUCUCAUGGCAUGCUAGUUAGGUGUCUUUGUCAGUGUGCAAUUAAUGAGAUACCUGGAAAUACCUGAGAAUCUCUUUUCUACUACACAAAUAUGAAAGAAGAGGAGGUGGGAUUGUAUUAAAAAAAAAAACAGCCUGGACAUUAAAGUGGACUUGCAGCGGAAAUACAAGCAUGAAAUAGGUGAAGCUGAUGGAAAGCACAAGAUGGGUUUUUGCUAUUAAAGUUAGUUUAAUCAAUCAACAUGAGAGAGAAAAACGCCCGAGCACUGCACGAAACUGGGAGCGACACUCACCACUUGUCAACAAAUAUAACUAUGUAGCUACGAUGUGUAAAUACUGUAUUCUGUGACAUCUCAUACUAAAGGGAAUGGCUUGCAGUUGUCUUGUUGCUUUAUGUUGUUUCCCAUGAUAGAAAUUUAUUUAUGGAAAAGUCUUUUGAAAGCAGUUGUAAACAUGGAGAUUUUGUACUAGUCUGUGUGUCUACGCCCUAGAUAAGCUUCCCAAACAAUAACAAAGGUUUUAUUAUUCUGUUUUGUUUAUCUAGUGUUUUUUUUUGUUUUUGUUUUUGUUUUUUUGGUGGGGGUGGGGUGGGGGCAUCAUCAGAUUCCUUCCAGUGUCAGCAGUCAUAAAGUUGACUGUCACUUCGCAGGGACGUCUGCCAACUGCAUCAUCUCAGUGCACAAAAUGUCAUCCUGAGUUCUUCCAAGUUGACUUAAUUCUUCUUUGUAUACACUUUGUUUCCACUACAUGUGUAUUUAUUGAUAUACAGUUAUGUACAUUGUGAAAAUAUUUUCCGAUGUGCAGUCUUUUUUUGUCCCAUAGUAUGAUCUAUCUGUAAUUUCUCAUUUGAUUUGAUUAUUUGAGUUACAGGACCAAUCUCCUAAAAUAACUGUAUUAUCAGAAAUACUGUAAUAAGACUGGAAAUAUCCAUGAGUUAUUUGUCAGUAUAGGUCAAUAUUACAUGCAUUGAAUAUCAAAUGCACUGAGCAAUAACCCAGUAUCCAUAUUGUAUUUUUCUUCCACAUUUUUUGCCUCAUAUCCAUAUUCUUCACAGGCAGCGCAGUGUAACAUCUCCAUUUCACUGCAUGAAACAUAAGAAACCUCUAGUUUUUGGGCAUAACAAUUAAUAUACAGCACACAUAAACACAAACCUGGAAUGUAGCUGUGAACAUUAUGUAAAUAGAAAUACUAUACUCUAUGUUUGACAAGUAUGACACUGUGUACUAGUGCAUGUGAAUACUAUUGUAGUGUUCCUGUUUUGCCAUAGCAAUGAUAUACUAGUCUGAUGUUGUCACUGUUAUUCUGUUGUUUUCUUAUGCAGUACACAAUAUUAACUAUUUCAAAGAUGUAAAUAUUAUUUCUGGUAGGACUCUAAACUGUAUAAUUGAUAAUUCCUGAGGUAGGUAUUCAAAAAAAGAUAUAAACAUGAUCUAAACAGGAUCUCAGCGUGGAUUUAAACAUCCGCAGACCAGGUAACAAUUAACAAUGUCAGUGGAGCGUUGCAGGACGUCAGUAUGUCAGAUGUCUAUUGAGUGUUUGCAAGCUUCAUCUGCUUUUGGAAUCUAUGAUGGUGGAAUAUAAUAAACAGCUGGAGCCAGUCUUGAGAAAGUGAUUUUAGGCUAACUAGACAAGUUGGAAACCAGAGUUGUGGAACUUUCAGUAGAGAUGGGCAUAUGAUAAGAUCAUCAUUAUGAAGAGAGAAUAUAGGGUUCCUCACUGCAUCUGUCAUGGACAUACAGUGAAAGUGAGGAAAUGAAGUGCUGCUGCUGCUGCUUUUUUGGCAUGAUUAUGAUGAUGGUGAUG